Messenger RNA from Gryllus bimaculatus (two-spotted cricket), 4140 nucleotides. The record is from the annotation of a GenBank genome assembly. NCBI's taxonomy places the organism in Eukaryota, Metazoa, Arthropoda, Insecta, Orthoptera, Gryllidae.
AAUGAUGUGUGUCAUGUGCAUGACUCGCAUGAAUCGUAUUAUAGUCCCUGACAACUACGGUAGAGCACGCCACUAUUAAUGUUGCCACGAGUUUGAAUGACUGUUAGUUGCGUUCCUUGUUUUGUGGGUGGAAAUUUGCGAAAUUCAAUUAGCUGGCGCGAAGAAAUUGAAAACAAAUAUGGGAUCUAAAACUCCCGUGACUUUUCUUCAGGAACUCAUGACUCAAAUGGGAACUACACCCAGAUAUGAUUUAUUGUAUGAUGGUACUGGAUCACAAAAUCCUGUAUUUACAUACAGAGUGUAUGCAAAAAAUGUUUCAGCAACUGGGUCUGGACGAACUAAAAAGGAAGCAAAACAUGAAGCAGCACUCGCAGCACUUAAAUGUUUUUCGCUACAUAAAAUUCAGGAUUCACAUCCAUCGGAAGAACCUGCUGAAACGGUGACUUUCACAUGAAUAGUAAACAUGGAGGAAGAAUGUGAUUGGGGAACAUCACAAAACAUGUGCUACAAUUGCCACGAAAUGUGACAUCCCAAUUCCUGGGAAAAAAAUGGUAGAGGAAAAAGAAGCCCAAAUGGAAAAGAUACGUUCAUUUGUGAGCUUAUUUAAUAAAAAAAAGGAAAUAGAAAACAAUGUGGGAAUCAAAACACCUGUGACUAUACUUCAGGAACUGAUGAUUAAAAUGGGUACUGUACCCAAAUAUGAUUUAGAAUAUGAUGGUACUGGAUCACACAUCCCCGUAUUUACAUACAGAGUGCAUGCAAACAAUGUUUCAGCGACUGGGUCUGGACGUACUAAAAAAGAAGCAAAACAUGUAGCUGCGCUCGCAGCCCUUGAAUGCAUGUCGCUAAAUCAAACUGAGGAUUCACAGCCACUACAAAAGCCAGCUGAAAGAUUGACUUCGCUUGAAUAUAAAAUUCAAGAGAAUGCGAUUGGGGAACAUGACUGUGCUACAAAUUACAAUCCAAUGCUGGAAAAGGAAUUGGUAGAGGAAAAGGAUCCCCGUUUGGAAAAAAUUUUUCACUUUGUAAGCUCAGUUAAUAAAAAGAAAGAAAUAGAAAACAGAACGCUACCCAAAUCACCUGUGACUAUUCUGCAGGAACUGAUGGUUCAAAUGGGUACUGUACCCAAAUAUGAUUUAGAAUAUGAUGGUACUGGAUCACACAACCCGGUAUUUAAAUACAGAGUGUAUGCAAAAAAUGUUUCAGCGACCGGAUCUGGACGAACUAAAAAAGAAGCAAAAUGUGAAGCAGCAUUCGCAGUUCUGGAAUGCUUGCGGCUAAAUCAAAUUGGGGAUUCACAGCCACCACAAGAGCCUGCUGGAACGAGCGCUGCUUGUACGCAAACAUCUGGGUGGUCUGGUGCAGGCUUGAGCAUGGGCCCCAACGAGGCGCCUUACGAGGCUGAUGACAUUUUAUCCGCGCCUCACCCGGUCCUAGUGACAGACUCACUUAUGCGGAGCGCUGCUCGCAUGCGAACACCCGGGUGGUCUAGUGAAAGCUUGCGCAUGGGCCGCAGCGACGCCCUUCACGAGGCUGAGAACACCCCGUCUUCGAUUCAGGAGGCUGGUGGAAUCACGUCCGCGUCCCACCCAGCCCUCGUGAAAGACUCCCUUUUGCAGAGCACUACUCGCAUGCAAACAGCCGGGUGGUCUAAUGAAGGCUCGCGCAGCGACACCCCUCACGAGCCAGAAACCAGCUCGUGCGCGUCUCAAGAGGAUAGUGGCAGAACGUCCGGGACCCACCCGGUCCUGGUGAAAGACUCACUUUUGCAGAGCGCUGCUCGAAUUGAAACACCCGGAUGGCCUAGUGCAGGCUUGCGCAUGGGCCGCAGCGACACCCCUCGCGUGGCUGAUGGCAGCCCAUCCGCGACUGAAGAGUCUAUUGGCAUUCCGUCUGCGGCCCAACCAGUCCUAGUGGAAGACUCACGUUUCCCGAGUUCUGCUCGUAUGCAAAUUGCCGGGUGGUCUACUGAAAGCUUGCACACGGGCCCCAGCGACGCCCCUCAUGAUGCUGAUGGCAGCUUGUUCGCGACUCAGGACGAUGGUAGCAUCCCAUCCACGUCUCACCCUGUCCUAGUGAAAGACUCACUUUUCCGGAGCGCUCCUCGUAUACAAACACCCGGAUGGUCUAGUGCAAUCUUGGAAAUGGGCCCCUGCGACGCCUCUCACGAGGUUGCUGUCAUUCCGUCCUCGACUAAAGAGGCUGGUGGCAUCUUGUCCGCGACUCAAGAGGCUGGUUGCAUCCCAACCGCGCCUCAAGAAGCUGAUGGUAUUCCGUCCGCGACUCCAGAGGCUGGUGGUAACCCGUCCACGCCUCACCCAGUUUACUUGAAAGACUCACUUUUUCGGAGUGCUGCUCGUAUGCGAACAGCCGGGUUGUCUAGUGCAGGUUUACGCAUGGGCUCCAGUGACGCCCCUCACAAGGCAGAAAGCAGCCUGUACGCCACUAACGAAGAUGGUGGCAGCCCGUCCGCGGCCCAGCCAGUCUUAGUGAAAGACUCACUUUUAGGGAGCACUGUCCGCAUGCAAACACCCGGGUGGUCUAGAGAAGGCUUGCACAUGGGCCCCAGCGACGCUCCUCACGCCGCUGAUGGCAGCCCGUCCGCAUCUCUAGAGGCUGGUGGCAUCACGUCAAUGCCCCACACGAUCCUGACGAAAGACGCACUUUUCCAAUGUGGGAGCGUUAUUCAUAAGCAAACGCCCGAAUGGUCUAGUACAAGCUUGGAAAUGGGCUCCAGCGACGCCCCUCACGAAACUGAUGGCAGCCUGUCUUCCACUCAAGAGGCUGGUGGCAUCUCAUCCGCGGCUCAGCCAGUCCUAGUCAAAGACACACUUUCCCGGAGCACUGCUCAUAUGCAAACAGCCGGGUGGUCUAGUGCAAUCUUGGAAAUGGGCCCUAGAGACGCCCUUCACGAGGCUGAAGGCAGCCCGUCCGCGACUCAAGAGUCGGGUGGCAUUUCGUCAGCGCCCCACCCCGUCCUACUUAAGGACUCAGUUUUGCUAGAGGCUCAAUACCAAACUGAAAUUGAGAAGAUUGCGAUUGAUAAACAUCAUGAUACGUGUGCUACAAAUGUUACCCCAAUGCCUAAAAACGAAUUGAUAGAGGGAAAGGAAUCUCGAUUGGAAAAAAUACUAACUUUUGUGAGUUCCGUUAGUAAGAAACAAGAAAUGGUUACAGGAAUAAAAGCAGACCAAACCCCAGAGGAAGAGAAAAACGAACAAAAGAGGGUUACAGUCAAUGAUUUGGUCUGACUUUUGUUAAGAAAGGCAUCUAUAAAUAGACAUUUAACAUUAUCUCAACCCCAAAGUGUUGUUCAAGAGAAUGAGUACAAAUUUCCUCAAAAACUAUACAAAGGAUGCUAUUUGUAAGUGGCUUAAAUGCUCGAGAAUCCUGAAAUAAAUAAAAAUUUAUUUCUUCUAUGAUCAAGAAACAAUUUCAAUGGGCGAAGUUGCACCAAGGAUGGACAACACGGCAGUGGUAGAAGAAGAAGAUAUGGGAUCCAAAACACCUGUUUCCAUUCUUCAGGAAAUGAUGACUCGAAUGGGUACUGCACCCAAGUAUGAUUUAAUAUUUGAUGGUAGUGGAACACACACAGCAGAAUUCAGAUAUAAAGUGUAUGCUAAUAAUGUUUCAGCAAUCGGGUCUGGACGUUCUAAAAAAGAAGCCAAACACGAAGCAGCUCGCGUUGCACUCGAACGGCUAUCGCUCAGUCAAAUUGAGGAUUCUCAGCCGCAAGAAGAGCCUGUUGAAAUAGUGACUCCAUAUAAAGAUAAAAUUCAGGAGAAUGCAAUUGGAGAACUACAUGAUAUGUGUGCAACAAAUGACAUACCAAUGCCUGAAUACGAAUUGGUAGAGGAAAAGGGAGCACCACAUGAAAAAAUUUUUACUUUUGUGUGCUCCGUUAGCAAACAAAAAGAAAUAGGUAUUGGGCGCACCAAGAAGCAAGCCAAACAACUCGCUGCUUAUAGUAUGAUGAAUAGACUUAAGGAAUCUCUUGCUGAUGUGUUAACAGAACUUAAAGAAGAACGACAUAUAUUUAAUGAGAGGUAUGAUCAGAAACAGGAUACGAAAAUUGAGAGAAGUGGUGAUGAACAGACUACAACAUGGAAAAAGAAGGAAACUGCUUUAGUGAAUGUUUAA